Messenger RNA from Arachis stenosperma, 2931 nucleotides. Its product is annotated as F-box/kelch-repeat protein At5g15710. Lineage: Eukaryota; Viridiplantae; Streptophyta; Magnoliopsida; Fabales; Fabaceae. Gene Ontology annotation, molecular function: protein binding. The record is from RefSeq and is a predicted model, not a curated record. The transcript has 3 exons. Bases 250 to 1569 code for a protein of 439 amino acids.
GUAAAUCAAACACAACUAGAGAGAGAAACAGAUAGAGAGAGAGAGUCUAACAUGAACCUAGUUUGAUUGUUCCUUACACAUGUUCAUGUCAGAAAUUCAGAAUCUAUGUUCUCUUGCAACUGUUCUCUUCAUCAUCAACAGGAACUGCAUCAUUCCCGAAUCUGAGGUUUUGGAUCUUGAUCUGGGAUAACAUUUCUGGGAUUGCUUCGGAAUUUUGAACUCUGGGGGAUUUCAAGGAAUUGGAGUAAUAUGGCUUGUAUUGAGCAUUCUUCUGAAGCAGGUUCUGGUGAGUGUAGUGGUCAAUUAGUAGAAAAUGGAGGUUUUUAUGGAGAUGGGAGAUGCUAUAAGCAAGCUUCCCCUCCAAGGUGUGGUGGUGGGUCAAGGAAUACUAGUCCUAUCGGUCGCGCCGGCUCGAGGAACACUAGCCCUUCGCGGCAGAAGGUUGUUAAGACGAAACCAAGGGGUUUGGAUGAAGAAACACUUGCUACAUUUGGUAAAGCAGUGCAUGCUGAUGUGCUGAUGGAGGAUAGUAUUUGGGCAAUGCUGCCUGAGGACUUAUUGCACGAGAUCUUAGCUAGGGUUCCCCCAUUUCUGAUUUUCCGGCUUCGUUCGGUGUGUAAACGGUGGAAUUCACUGCUUCAAGACAGUAGUUUUCUGAAAUUCCAUUCAAGUGUUCCAUCCCACGGGCCUUGUCUUCUCACAUUUUGGAAGAACUCACAGAUCCCUCAAUGUUCAGUCUUUAGCUUGCCCUUGAAAACUUGGUACCGAAUACCUUUUACAUUUUUGCCGCAGUGGGCGUUCUGGUUGGUUGGUUCUUCCGGUGGUCUCGUGUGCUUUUCAGGGCAUGAUGGGCUGACAUUUAAAACUUUGGUUUGCAAUCCCCUCACACAAGCUUGGAGAGUGUUGCCGAGCAUGCAUUACAAUCAGCAAAGGCAACUGAUAAUGGUUGUUGAUCGGAUGGAUCGAUCAUUUAAAGUUAUAGCCACAAGUGAUAUAUAUGGUGACAAGUCAUUGCCAACUGAAGUUUAUGAUUCGAAGGCAGACAGUUGGUCAGUUCAUCAGAUAAUGCCUGCAGUUAAUCUCUGCUCGUCGAAGAUGGCCUAUUGCGACUCCAGAUUGUACUUGGAAACCCUUUCGCCACUUGGUUUGAUGAUGUAUAGACUAGAUACGGGAUGCUGGGAACAUAUUCCAGCUAAAUUUCCACGAUCGUUAUUAGAUGGAUAUUUGGUUGCCGGUACCCAGAAGCGUCUUUUUCUUGUCGGAAGGAUUGGCCUUUAUAGUACCCUACAGAGUAUGAGAAUUUGGGAGUUGGAUCAUGUCAAAAUUACAUGGGUGGAGAUCAACAGGAUGCCCCCCAAGUAUUUUCGUGCUUUGUUGAGACUAUCAGCUGAGAGAUUCGAAUGUUUUGGCCAGGACAAUUUAAUCUGCUUCACAUCUUGGAACCAAGGGAAGGGUCUUCUCUUUGAUGUCGAUAAAAAGAUCUGGUCUUGGAUUGGUGGGUGUGCUCUUCAGUCAUAUAACAAUCAAGUAUGUUUCUACAAGCCAAGGUUUGAUGCGUCGAUAUACUAAACUAAAGUCUUGUGGCAGAGGUUUACCAGAGAUCAUUUUGUCGAUGCAUUUUUUGCCAUGACAUUCUCUCUAACUGUUGAUAGCGAUAUUCACCACAACGGAUUGAUUUGUUUAUCAGUUACAUAUCUUACAUCUAAAAGCAUGCCCUUGUCCAUAUGUGCAGCUCGUUAUAAGCUUUUUGAAUGGAAUCAAAAGUGAAGCACCUUUAUGGAGAUACUGACACAAUGUGACUAAGAUCUGGUGUUGAUGCACACAGCUGGAGGAAUGUUUAUAAAUUUCCAGACAAGGGUAUUGAUACAUGUACGGCGAUGACUUUUGGGUCACAAUUUUAUGAAGGUAUUCUCUUCCGCGAUGAUGAUUACUGCUUGAAAGUCUGGAUAUCGAAAUCAUGCUUCUUAAUCUGUUAACUGCUUCCAUGCAUGCUGGCUUACCGGUGUAAUAUAACUGUUUCGAAGCUUCUCUUGAACGGUAACAUUGUGUAACUUUCUCAUGUAAAUGAAUUAUCCUCAACUUGUUUUUUCCUUUCCCCUGAUUCAGAACAUGAUUUACUUUGUAAUUCUGGGAAAUUGAUCCUGACCAAAUUAUAGAAAUUGGCUUAACUGAGUUGUUAUUUUGUAUACUAGUUAUAUAGUAUCUGCUGUAAACAAAAAAAUUGUUCAAAAGUAUAGAGAAGAUAGUCAAAUGGAAUGUGGGAGCUACUGUUUCUUGCUUCCAUUCUUUUGCAAUCUCUUCUCAGUACUCAGUAGUGUUCUGUGCCAAAUUUGAUCAAGGAGAAAGGUAUGGAAUUAUCACUCCACCAUUUGUGAAAUUGUUGAUUCAUAGGGAAGAAUAUGUGAUCUAGCUUCCCAAGUUUGAUAAGAGCUUUGUGAAAGCAGAUACAUUUUUCACACACUUUUGCUCUUUCCUAAUUUGUUACUAUUAAUUAUUGUUGGUGGUGGUUUGGUCAGCACCAUCAGCACCAUGUUUUGUUUCCUAUGUUUGCAUUCCAAUCAUAUAGUUCAUAAAUUGGAAAUGGUUAGAUCUCACUGUCAUAACUUGAUUAACCAUUAACCUUUGACAUUUCUACAUCUGGCCUAGUGUUCAUUGCAUUUGGAGAAACACAAUGCAUGAUGUGAUUUCAGGAAGUUGAGGUUUCAGUGAUUAUGCAUUGUAGACAUUAAUCAUACAUUGGUUUUAACUUCCCUGCUUAUGUUUGAGGCAUUCUGUGGUUUCCACAUUAUGCAAAAGGAAAAUAAACAGAUAUGUGCAUGUGAAUUUGUCUGAUAUAUAUAUUUUUCAUACACUAAUAGUGUAUUGCCACGUCAGCAUAAGUAACUAAUUAUUUAGUUGCUUUGACUUGUUUGGAAUGGCCCUCAAUCAUAG